UAAUGAAAAGACUAGAGGAGGAACCCACAAACUGUGGGAAAAGGACGAGCCUGACCGACAAGCUCAUCAAUGGCAAUUCCGUGGCUCAGAAAAGCCCUGUGGAUUUACUGCGCUGUUUACGUCUGUGUCAGGAGGCUUGGAAGCCAGGAAGUCCGUGGGACAAAAAUGGAGCCCAUGCUGCUCUGUGGGGGAGGCCACCAGGGAGUUUUCUGGUCGUACGUGACUCCUGUUCUCAAAAUGAACUGCUCUGUUUGUCCGUUGAUGACCAAGGCAAGACUGUACAAGACUUUCCCAUCCUGCACACUGGAUCAGCUCUGCAACUAAAUACAUCUCACCUGACCUUCUCCAAUCUGCUACAACUGGUGGCCUUCUACGCGUUAAGCAGGGAUGUAUUACCUGUGUGUUUAUUCUUCCCUUCAUGGAUGUAUGGACUGACUGAUAAACCGGACCAUAUGGUUUCACAAUUGGGUCCAAAGGCCUGGCUUUGUCCCACACCUGAACUGUUGCCUGACAUGACUCCAGGGACACCAGACACUCAGGACACUAUAAUGUGCAGAAUACAUUUGACAUCGGCUAGUGGUGCUCUGUGCAUCAUCAACCCUCUGUAUCUUCAAGAGCACGGGGACGACUGGCUGAAUUCCUCUUCAGCCGGUUCACUGCUCUCCCCACGUAUUCAUCCCGUGAAUCACAGGCGAGAGAGGCGGCUGAGCACGGCAAGACAAUGGUCUGGAGCGGCACUUAGGAGGAGAUCCGAGUCUGUGGAGGAAUCGUCCAGUAGUUUCAACAACUCAGGUUCCUCUGUUCAGAGCCCUGCGUCCCCUGUGACAACAAGCCAAGUGGUGUUACGACGAUCGAGCACUUCAAGUAACCCGGAUCCUCAGAAGAGGGUGAGUGCGGAUUCCAUAGGCAGCUCCAUCCCUCAGUCCCCACACCGAGUUUCCUGGGUCGAGGACAAAGUAUGGAUGAACCCACCUCCUCCGUCCUCCCUGCUCCAUCCUCCGUGCCUGGAACUGGAUUCCCUGUCCAUUAGCAGCAUAGAAGAGGAACAUGAACCCGAGCCGGCCGUGAGCCCCUCUCAGUCGCAGAACUCACCGCGCCAUCUGCUGGCGGAUAAGGUUAAGAACAGACUGUCGGCCGUGAGCCAGGUUCUGGGUGGCAUCAUUUGUCCGGAGAGAAGAAUGAGCAAGCGUGUGCAGGAGAUGAGUGAACGGAAGGGCAGCCCUUUUGCCGAAGCUCUGAGGAGAUUUCUGGACCAGACGCUUAAAAUUAAACCUAUGAACGGUGUAACGAGUACAGACAUGCUGCAGGAAGUCCGUUCCUCGCUGACGGCCUUAAAGGAGACGUUGUACGACACCAUCGAGAUCCAAAGCCUCAUAGACUCCAUAGGAGAUGUACCAGACUUCGAGCUCGAUGCCAUGGUCGAGCUCUCCAUGCAUAAAGUGACGCUAAAGCCCCUGCAUUCGCAUCUGUACGCAUGCAUAAAGAUGUUGCACCAGGAUGACGGCAGUCUGCAGCGGCUUCAGGGGAACCAGCACACGCUGAUGGGUCGAAGCCUCGAAGACCUGGAGGGCACAGCUGGAGCUGGUGUGCCAGAUGCUGCCAUGCUGGAGAAGAUCCAGCACCGAUGGGCUACCAUGCAUCAGGAAUACUUGCCCCAAAAGAAGGUGGACACGCUGCUCAAGGUCUGCAAGAAUAUUUACCACAGCAUGACAGCCAAUGCCAAAAGUGGUGUGGUAUUUGGGGCAGAUGACUUCUUGCCCUGUCUAACCUGGGUGUUGUUGCGCAGUGAUGUAGUUACUUUGCAAAUAGACACAGACUACAUGAUGGAGCUGCUGGACCCCUCUCAACUACAAGGAGAAGGUGGAUAUUAUCUGACCUCCCUCUACGCCGCCUUGUUCUACAUUGGCAGCUUCCGUCCCCGUCUGGCUGUACGCCAGCUUAGCGCCGAGGCCCACAAGUCCCUCAGCCAAUGGCAUCGGAGACGCACUCUCCACUGCAACCAGUCGCGCCGCAGCAGGAACCGCAGGACCUUUAAGAGGUCUUCACGUUGUGAAGUAGUCGCUGAGAGCUUAGACGGGAAUACAAGUGCUUCUCAAGAGGAAGAUCAAAAUCAGACUGUUGCUGGUGAUGUUACAGAAGCAUUUCACAGUAUAAAGGAGGAUCCAGAAGUUGAUAAAAAGGGUGAAAAGGAUGGUAAAAAGGACAAAGUGGAUCAGUGACUACAUUGUGAAAAACUUGUGUAAAAAGUCUCUAAGUAUUUAAGUAUUUAUCCUACAAUUUUUGUCCCGCAAACAGUGACACUCUUUAAAUGGGAUUUUAUUAAUGUGACACAACUUAUUUUUAAACACUUU
Messenger RNA from Trichomycterus rosablanca, 2351 nucleotides. RefSeq names its product Ras and Rab interactor-like (gene rinl). Bases 3 to 2219 code for a protein of 738 amino acids. Gene Ontology annotation, cellular component: cytosol; endocytic vesicle. Gene Ontology annotation, molecular function: small GTPase binding; guanyl-nucleotide exchange factor activity. NCBI's taxonomy places the organism in Eukaryota, Metazoa, Chordata, Actinopteri, Siluriformes, Trichomycteridae. The record is from RefSeq and is a predicted model, not a curated record. Gene Ontology annotation, biological process: vesicle-mediated transport. The transcript has 11 exons.